UCAUUUUUCAGUUUAUGAUAUUGUCGUGUUGCUUGCUCGUAGGUUCUGAAUUUGUACUUCCACCAACACCACUGCGUGCUGCUAUGGCAGUGUCCACUUCUGCUCCCACUCCAGCUGAUGGCAGUGAUGGUGUCCAGACAAGCAGCCCAAUGAAUGCUACCUCAAGCAAUCACUUUAUAGAAAUGUAUGACAAUGAUAGGGAUGGUGUCUAUUUAAGCAUCCCCGGUGAGUUCUCUGAAACUUGGGUUCUUUUGUUACAUAUCAUUUUUAAGUUUCUGAAAUUGGUAUUGCUACUUGCUUGUAGGUUCUGGCUUGGACUUUACAUCAGUGGCUUCUUCAAGUCAUCAUCAUAGCGGGGCUUCUUCAAGUCAUCCCAAUCUGUCACCUGAGUUGCGAUG
Molecule: messenger RNA, 398 nt
Organism: Mercurialis annua (annual mercury)
Lineage: Eukaryota; Viridiplantae; Streptophyta; Magnoliopsida; Malpighiales; Euphorbiaceae
Exons: 2
Coding region: 15-353 (112 amino acids)
Source: RefSeq, a predicted model, not a curated record